Molecule: messenger RNA, 18311 nt
Organism: Topomyia yanbarensis
Lineage: Eukaryota; Metazoa; Arthropoda; Insecta; Diptera; Culicidae
Gene: ckn
Exons: 2
Coding region: 1717-3888 (723 amino acids)
Biological process (GO): cell surface receptor protein tyrosine phosphatase signaling pathway; axonogenesis
Cellular component (GO): axon; focal adhesion
Molecular function (GO): signaling adaptor activity; protein phosphatase binding
Source: RefSeq, a predicted model, not a curated record
UGCUGAUGGGUAUAGUAAGCCGUAGUAUCCAUCGGAGAGUCGAGCUAGAAAGAGCGAGAGAGCAGUAGUGUAAAAAGAAAAGUCGUAUUUUCGGACCGAUUACUCUUGGCUGGAUGGAAGUGACCACUGUCUGAUUUUCCUUCCAAUUUUGUGCUUUAUUAUUCGAAUGUUGUGCCGUCUGUUGUUCCAGUAGGAAAAGAGCAGUGCAGUGAAAAAUAUUUCUUCAACAGUCGGUAGAGGGGUUCGUGAUAGUGCAAACCAUAAGCCUGUUUGUGGCUAUCAUUUAGUCGCGGUACUGUGACGCAGAAAUCGCCCCAUUUUGAGGUCAAAAGUGCAGUCGACAGAAGUAAAACGGUCGAACAGUGGCAAAGUUGCUGUGGCAGGCACCAAUAGAAGAAGAAGAAGAAGAAAAGGUACAGGAGGAAACCAUCACGAAACAGACUGCAAAGAAGGCAAAGGAAAAAAAUCAGUAGGCGCUCUAUCGCCAGACGUGAAACUCCAUUUUUUCUGUGGUUAUCCUUCUCUUUCGCGCUGCAGCAAGCUGCCCGCAGAGAAGCAUUCUCUCGCAAGGCACGGUCGUCAGCAGGGAAAAAAAGAAACUACGGGUAGUACAACCACGACACAAAGUAGGCGAAGACGGCGACACAAGCAUUACGGAGUACUAGUAAGUUGCAGCGGCAUCACCAGUCGAGGCAAAAGUCGAUCGGAGUGAGAGAGAAAUUUUCCCAAUGUCGUGAAAUGGAGCAGAAGAAGUGUGCAAAAGUGACAGAAGUGGCAGCAGUGUCUUCCAAGUUCGAUUAAUUGAGCACAAUUGCGUUCCCCGAUCGGGGUACGAGAUUCAAUUUACAUUCGAGGACGGUGUCAUUUUUUUCUGAGAACGAUUGCAACCUAUUAGAUCGCAAGGCAGUCAAGAAAGAAAAUUGAUACGUACACGGUGGUGACUGAUCAAGCAGCAAACGUACAGAGCCGUGUGGGCUAUAGCUAUAUUGACACAGAGCCCAAAUGCACGUAUACACGCACACCGGACAGCAUUAGAAGAUCCGGGGAGUGAACCGGAGGGGACGCAGGCGGAACAAAAUGAAGCCAUAACACCUACGUUCACCAUCUGCUCGGGAAAAAGCUGUAAAAAGGCUAGUUCCGGCGGGAUAGCAGCGGCAGACGGACAUGCUAGGGUGAGCUUUGGCCCGAAUAAACCCUUUGACAGGUCCGGCUGGUCAGAAAAGUGACGAACGAAUCAAAAUAUUUACAUAACCCACGGUGUCAACGUCGAUCGAAAGCGCACAGCUAGCUGCUUUCCAGUUGUGUGUUGUUUUUCUGGCCGUUCGUGCUGUGUGAGUGUGUUUCUUGCUAUUAAAACACGACAAGAAAGUGCUUCGAAAGAUAAAACAUACGAGAAAACUAAUAAGAAACGAGGGAAUAAGAAAAAAAAUGCUAUUGGAUGUAAGAUAAUCGAGCUGAGAGUGACACACCGUUUUGUGGAGUUAUCGUAAAGUGGAUUUGUAGCUUUGGUGGUUGUCUUAGUGAGUGAAGUGUGAGGAAAAAAGUGAACAACCUGAAUCCGAGUGUUCUUUUCCUUUGCUCGAUAGUUUUUCUUCCAUCGGAUUAUCGGAAACUUUCGAUGUGGAUGAGCAGCCAGCGAGGCAAUUAUUUUCUUAGUUUUCAUUUGGUUUUACCCUUUUAUUUGUGCCUUAGUUCCUGCCGCAUGUUUCUGCUACAAUGCGAAAGCUAAGUGUCAACACGGGAGGAAUGUCACGACAAUCGAAAAUAGCACCUCAAGCGAAGAAGGUGAUGCCACCGGCUGUCCCGGACGUGUACGGAAGAACAACAGCGAUUGGUGGAGGAGGGAGUACACAGGCGGUAGCUUACGCAACAACCGGCAGUGCGGUCGACGAUAACGGGUUCAGCACCCAGCAGGAGACACCUUCUUCGCUGAUGAUACGCUACGAUCAUACGGAUUUUGCCGAUGAUCAAGGAAUUGAUCUCACCCAAUCGCCUGGUCGAGACAGCCCGAUCAGUUUGUCCGGAUCGGCUGGUUCCGGUUCGCGUCAUUCAACGGCCAGUUUAGACUCGGGACGAGCUUCUUCCUAUCUGACAGGAGCUUCAACAUCUUCCAAUCGCAGCGCUGGUGGAUAUGGGACACUAUCAUCUCCCCGCUGUUCCGUCAGUUCAUGCUCGAUUGGAAGCGGCAAUCGGUUGAGCAAUCACUCGAAUCGCAGCGAUCACGACAUCAUCUCGGAAUGGCUGAUGGAGAUCCACUUUCAUGAGUAUACUUAUUUGUUCUUGGAGGCCGGUUACGAUUUACCGACCAUAGCGAGAAUGACGCCAGAGGAUUUAACAGCGAUCGGCAUCAAACAGCCGACCCAUCGAGAAAGACUGAAGCGACACAUUGAUGCGCUAAAAUUACCUGAUGCUUUGCCUAACUAUGUUCCGGGGUCAAUCGAAGAAUGGCUACGGUUGCUCCGACUGGAAGAGUACGUCCAGCCACUGUUGGCCCAAUGUUACGAAACCGUUAACGAUGUAACCCAACUGACGUGGGAAGAUUUAGAGGAUAUAGGAAUAGUGAAGCUAGGUCAUCAGAAAAAGAUUUUGCUGGCGAUUAAGCGCGUGAAAGAUAUCAUCAGUGGAAAGCUUGGUGUUCCAUAUGUUGGUCCAGCGGCUAUUCCGAUGCUGCAACCGACCACGGCAGCAUUACACUGUCAGCCGAUGAGAGCACCGUUCGAUGAAUCGCUGGAACCGAAACAGCUGACUUACUCAACAUUCAUGAGGCAAACGUCAGCCGGAAAUGAACAGUACUACUGUCAGCAGCAUUUACAACAACAGCAGCAGCAACAGCAACCGAUUUCCUAUCCUCACGUCCACUUUGAUGGCAACCAAGCAAUCUAUCGUCGCAGCUCGUAUGACGAUAGCGACAUCACACCGACGAAUGAAAUAUCCUCGUUGAUGAGUAGCGAACAUCACGGGACUGUAACCCAUCAGCAAUACUUCCAAGGUGGUGGAACACUUCCUAGGCAGCAUCAGCGGAACAACUACGGUGUUCGGUUAACAUUGUGCCAGAACCCUCCCAGCACUACUCAACGACAACGACCAAUAGCAAAAAUUGUAGCAAAUAAUCUUAAACUGGCACCCGCCCUGGAUGGUGGUCCUGCCCCACCCUAUCCAAAUCCGAUGAUUGGUCACAUCGAAAAUGUCGAAAUGGCCACUGCCGCACUAGAUGCCAUGCACUUCUCAAACUAUUCUUCCUUCAAUCAUCAUCCGCUUAAAUACAAUCCCACGCCCGCUAGCCAACAGCCUCAGCCGAUCUAUCACAAUCAAAUUAUACUUCAACAGCAACAACAACAACAGCAGCAGCAGCAACAACAACAACAGCAACAAUUCUACUCUAAUUAUGCCGGCCAAACGCAUCAAACAACAGUCGAAAUCCACAAAACCCAGCACGACAACAAAAGCAACUCCAGCCUGGAAUCAAUCGAUCAGAUUCCGUUCGCUAACGAAAACGCCGGCACGAUCAAGCAGCGCUCGAUGAACCGUGCAGAGCACCACCCCCUGCACAUGCUGUCCCAUUCUUCGUCCUCAACAUCGUCCUCGUCGUCGACUGGUUCGAUCACGACGACCCUAGCCGGUUGCAUACAGCAGCUAUCACCGCCGCAGUCGGAAUCACAGCAGCCGGGAUCUCAACAGCAGCAGCAGCAACAGGCCAAUUGCUCAAUGGCCAUGUCCGGAUCGGCAUCGACGAACGUUUCACCGACGCAGGUUGCCGCCGCCGCCCAGAUCGGUGUAGUCGGAACAAACGUACUGAACGACAUCGGCAACAUGCUGGCCAAUCUGACCGAUGAGCUGGACGCGAUGCUGGAGGAGGAGAAUCGCGUCGGGAUCAGCGAUGGGGACUAAACAAAAAAUUACGGCGACGCUGAAGAAAUUCAAAGAGGAAACGGUCAACCCAAAUGACCCAAGCUGGAAACGGAAACCGUUGGCAAAGAUUAUAAACCGACGGAAAACACAAAAAAUAGUCCCAUAAAAGCAAGAACUCUGGUAAAACCCAUUUUUAUACUAGCCGAUAAUGAUUCAAGCCGCAAAGAGGAUUACGCUGGAAGCGGAAGCAGCAGCCCGGUAGCAUCCAUCAUCAAUAGGCUGAUUUAACAAAAUUCCGUUCUUUUUUUUUGUUCUUACCCUCCACGCUCGUAUAUUAUAGUUUAAAACUGAACACAAAUCUACUUAAAAGUGUUCCCAUCUAGCUAUUCCCUCUGCUGCCACAACUUCCACAAUGCAACCAUGUCAGAUCUCCGAACCCACGAAGGCACGUCUAGAGUCGUGUGUUUAUUUCGCUCAUCCGGGAAAGGAGGCAAUAAUUGAGUUAUAGAUUGAACGAUUGGAUCUAUUGCCCAGACGAAAAAUCCAAUCUUCAUCCAGAAUUAAACCAUGCACCAUAGGCGCAUAUACCUACCGGCUCUGAUUGGCUGGCUGACUGAAAAUUUAGAGGAAGUAGUGGCGGUUGCGGUGCGGCAGCAACACAGCAAAUUUGGUUAGAUAUUGGGUUCGAGAAACUAUAACUAAGUUUGAAGCUCACGGAUGGAUAGAAACAACCAGCAGGAAGCAUGAUAAUCGAUCGUAAAAUUAGCAAACGGAAAGAUUUCAGAACGGGGGCCAAUCCACACCAGCUGUCAAGUGUUUGCUGCCACCUGCUUGCUUGAUGGUGGCAUCAUUCAGUGUGUUUACCUUUUCCCGCGUUGGAAAAUAAAUUAUAGAUUAUUAUUGCCACUACCAGGUCACUUCGAUGCCGUUUCGUAGCAAAUGUGCAAACACUCCGUCAAUACAAUUUAGCAGGCAGUCGGCGUGGCGUGCGCGCGUGUUUACACAAAUCACGCAUUACCAUUUUAAACGAACCGCGCGCCUCCACCGCAGCUACUAUAUAGCCAUACCACCCGCGAGAUGGCAAAUGUCAUUCACUGUGUUGUCUCUAUUUUUUUUUUUUUGGCUGCCGUCAAAUAGGAGAGUGCUCAACAGCUUGGUUUGCCAAAAAAGAAUCCAGUCCACACAAACACUGAACAACGGACCAAUUUAUGGGUGUCAUAAAUAAUAAACAGGCCGCGUGAGUGGAGCAUCGCGUUUUUUUUUACUUAGUUCUUAAACACUAUAAUCGCGUGACCUCAUCGGUGCUGAUGGGCUGAAGUAGCGAAAGAUAGGCAAACAAGAAAAAUUACGCCCCCCGGUAGUAUUCGUUUUUUACUCGUUUCUCAACUUCGGGUGGCGCUAGCAGAAUAAGAAGUGACACUCGCGUUGAUGGCCUGCUGCGGUGGAUAAUGAUGCGGUAUCAUGCUUGCUGCUGGAAACCAUAGCUAUUGUUUUCUGCCAGCGAAAUACACAAAACGAAAUAAGUGUGAUCUAUUUAUUUACUUAAAACUAGUUUUUGUAUUGCAUUUUUUUACAUGAGGUACAGCCGCAGUCCUAUAGUUUUAAGCAUUUCCAAUCGAAAUCGAAUCACAAGGCAAAACCGAUGCAAAUUUUCCAAAUAGUAUAACGAAAGGAAAGAACAUACCUUCAGAGCAGCAGUAAUUAUUAUUCGACCAGACAUUCCUAGUACUUUUUGCAGGCAGAGAAUAUUUCCAUGUUUAUAGUGCAAGCAGCAUAGAAAAGCAACUUUUUUGUACACUGAAGAAGAAAAAUAAGAAACAGCAACAAAAAACAACAACAAAACGAAUCGCCCAUAAACACCAGUUUAGUACCAGAUUUAUGAACCGAAGCAUUUCCAAUAACUAACUAAUAUUAAUAGAACACGUGAACAAAAAAGCGCAUACAUAUAUUUUUAGAAGUUUUCCCAACUCGCUCCAGCGCGUAGCAACAUUUUGUAGCCUUUUGCGUUCGUUUAUUUACAAACAAAUUCAUCAUUCGGCGGAAGAAGCGAGAACACGUGUGCGUAGCAAAACGAAACGAACUCGAAGAAGGGACGAAAAGCCAUAGAAAGAUUUCCCUAUACACAAUUAGGAACGAGCAGCAGCAGCAGGCGUCGGCUCUAAUAGUGUGCUCUAUAGGUAUAGAAAGGCGAUGAGCUAAAUGGUCCGCGAUCCAAGUAAGCCACGCACUGUGCUCGCGAUGCGAUGUGGUUGCGUUGGAUACGACGGAGGUGAAACAGGAAGAACAAAUCGCUUCACGGAACGAGUUUCGUUCGGUUGUGAAGUAAGAUGGUGUGGGUGGAUGGAGGAGGGGAAGGAAAACCGAUUUUUCAAAGUGCAACCAUAUGUGCGGUGCAGAGCCAGUCGCCAAGCAGCCGGUGCGUGCGCGCCCGAUGAUUAACGGCGGGUGAGAGGAUUUAGAAAUCAAAAACAAAAAAAAGACAGAACACUGACAGGGGGUCGAAGAAUCGCCCACAAAUAGCGAUGCAGGUCGGUCGCGCGUUUGGGUGCAAGAUAUUUUUAAUGUAGGUACGGUUUGAUGUUUCCUUCAUUUUUGUUUUAUUUUUAUGACCACAUGUGCGUGUGUGUCGGGAAAGCAUAAUCGAACGAGCUGAUGAAAGGUUCGGAUGCUAUAAAAUGUUUAACUCACCGUGGCGGGUUUUGGUGACGAUAGGGACGGGGUCGAAUAGAGAUAGGAUUGGUCAGCUUGGUUUAGUCGGGGGAAAGUAUUUCUGUUAUUCUGUCGAAAUACUAGAUAAUCGCAGCAGGCAAUGGCUUGUGGAAUGAUUUAAUCGUAGAAGCAUUAGCAGAUGCGAGAACGCGUUCGUUUUGACAGAUGCAAUUCUACGGUUGCGUACAAAAUGGAUAUGAACUUUUGGGAGAUGAGUGUUCUAUUGAAUCAGGCAGAGGCUGGCCACUUUUUAAUUUUGACUUGCUGGAUUUUUAUGUGUAUUGCAAAAGCACACUAGAAAUGGAGUGGCCACUCAACGGCGAUUUAUGGUGGUGGAUUUUAUGCUUGACGAGUAAGUCGAACUCUAUAGUUUCUUCUGUCUAACUCGAAAUUAGUUCUUUUGUUAGAAACAAUCUAUAACUUUCUAUUUUUAUUUGCCAACAACUCGGUGUAGCUAGAAUAAGGCCUUAAUAUUUGUUAUUUCAUGAGCAGUCAUUUUGAAUUAUACUGCAGAAAUAUUUCAUUUUUUUUUUGCAAAAUAUGAAUAAAAACUGACUUAUUUUUUUCUUCAGGAGGCGUAGCCAAAGAAAUAUGUUGGGAGUCAGAAUAAUUGUAUGAAGUGAUUCGGCCUUAUUCUACGCAGCGUGUGAUGUGAGACGACCAAUCUCAUCGCACUCUACGUGACAUUUCUCACCCGCUUCGGAAGACUCACUCCGGGUGACGUGAGCCCCAUUUAAUGGAAAAUCUCACCUCACCCAACUCGAGUCUUAGAAUUUGGCGAGAAGUCACGUAGAGUGAGAUGAGAUUAGUCGUCUCACGUCACACGUAGCGCAGAAUAGCGUUGAUUGUGAAACCCCAGAAAAUUUAGCAUUUCGUCGAAUUGGAAACAAAAAUAAACAUAAAAGCGUUUUUUGCUCGUACUCAUGCAUAUCUAAUUCGAUACACGAUCUGGUGGCUCUGGACAGAACAGUUAAGAUGUGGAUUUCAGCAAAGAUUUCCAAUAUUCAGGUAACUGAAGAUUCGGAUGAAAGGGUCUUUUUAUCUUAAUCGGUAUCGAUGUAGCUAAAAAUACCAUUCAAAGCAGCUUAAUUUUAAAUGAUUGUAUGAAUAUUGAAGUUAAAAAUUGCGCGACAAAUUGUUUAGCAUCUUUUGGUUGGAGUUUUAUUCAGCUCUGGAAUAUAAUGCUAAACAGACGAAAACCAGCCAACCUAACCUCGGUUUAAGCUCCCAGGUUUUUCCGAAGAGCUUACUGCACGCUCAAAGUGCUGGUGUUACCUUAUUUAUUCACAGUCAGGCCCGUAGCGUGCGGUUGGCUAGAUUGACAUGUUUAAUACGCAGUUGUUAGCAGCAUCAUUCGCCUAACCGCUCAAUCAUUUUCCAUUCGUUUUCAAUUUGAUAGCCCCCUGUGAAUAUCUCUUCACUGACUAGAUUUUUGAAUACCCUGAGCAUACUUCUUGAAAAUGCUAAACAUGAUGGCUUUGGUUGGUGAAUGAAGAAGUAUCAAUUUAGAAAUGAAAGCGUUCGAUUUUAUGAAAGUCCCGCCAACUUGAAAGUGAAUUAUUGAGGGAGCUGUAGCAAAGAUUAAUUAAAUUCGAGACCCCUUACCGUACCGCGAGAAGUGAAGUCUCCUCGACUCGUCGGGGGACGUCCACGAUAUCACAAAGUUGCCGAUGCCCAACUUAGGCCGAAUCAGUCCUACAUUAAAGCAAAUCUCUGGUUAAAAUGUCAGAGAUGAGAUUUUUGGUGUUCUUGGAAGCGCUGCCAAUUCCUUGUUUGAUCUCAUAUUUUUAAGAUCAGGAGCUGUUCGCUUCGGCUCUUUGUUUGACACAAUGCCACCAGCUUAAGCUUUUGCAAGGAAUCUCAUUAAAGUUACACAAUUUCUGAGAGCGGACGUAUAAUGAUUUCUUUUUGCAAAAGAGUGCCAAGAGUAUGGUCUAGGAUUGUGGUACCGGUAAUACCGGUACCGAAAAUCCCGGGAAUACCGACCCAUUUUUGGUACCGUAAUACCGGUACUGAACAAAAGCCAGUACCGGUAUUUUCGGUACUAUACAAUUUUUUAUGACAAAUAUGUUAACUAUGCAGGGGGAUCUGUUUCAAAAUAUCGGUCUGCAAGAUAGCGUUUAUUUAUAUUAAUUUUCCUUCUAGAUACAUCGUUGAGAUAACACCUUUGUGUGGGAAUGAGGUGGGGCCAUCAUCAUAAUAAUUCUAGAAGUUAAAGUUUUAUUAGUGACAUUCUGAUUGGUUUCCAUUAUUCACUGGGUGGCGCGUAACAAGACUAUGGUCUAAGUCAUGUCUGUAUUUGGUUUACUUUUAAACCUUUAUCUAUAAAAGAACGAACAGCGAUUUAGUAGCUAACAGUUUUAGACUUGGUGAACUGCUUCAAAUGGGGCGAUUUGUAAUUAUUAGUGAUCGGAAAAUUCUGCAAAACUCCAUAGUUUACAGGAAAGCAAGGAACCUUGAUAUGCAUUAGAGAAUAGUAGGCAACCGACAUAAAGGUCGAAACCAAUUUUCAGAAAAGCAAGAAAGGAAAUGCGAUUAACCUGCUCGGAUUUACUUCCAUUUUCGCUUUGAUUUACUGUUGUUAAUAGGGUUUCAUACAUUAACCAUCUGUUCUAGUCGAAGAAAGUCGCACCACUUAACAGUUAUUGAUUUCAAGGUGGCCUAGAUUUCGAAAUAAAAGAAGGUGCCCUAUACGAAAAAUAUCUUCUGUGAAAUGAGUCUUGCCAUUCUGAAGCAAUUUAAAAACAAUAAACGUGCUUUUUAAUCAGCACAAAUCAAUCAUCUGUGAAUAAGAUCAUCAGUUUGAGCAUUCAAUUUCAGUUUGAAGCUUUUUUUGAAUUUUUUAAAAAAUAUUCGAGUACCGGUACUUUACCGGUACUGAGAGCUUCAGUACCGUAGUACCGGUUCUCGCCAAAAAGGGUCGGUACUGUGAACCCUACUGUGUACAUUCCCCACCUAGGCACACCUUUCAGAACAUUUACUUGCAUCAAAAUCGCAACACAAUCCCGCCAAAGCUUAUCCGACACUUCAUUUGUCCCGUUCACCAUUUGUUUGGUAAGGAGCACAUCAUUUUGUCCCGUCCAAUGCAAUUUCCAUUUAAAAUUUCAUUGGAACAAAGGGGUACUUGAAACAGCCAACUCCGUGCUUCAGUAGACCUACGCAUGGCAAACUCGAAUCGGUGACUACGCUGUCGAUCGCAACCUUAUAAGCAGGUAUGUAGACGCGGUAGUCCUUUAUAAAAGGUUUAUCGCCAGUAACGUAAUCUGCUUGCUCCGACCGAGUUCAGUAUGUAUGAUUCUAAACGGGAAUUCAAAGUUUUUGAUGACGAAUCUUGUUCAGCAUCCAUCUUACCGUACGCUGGGUUUUUUCAAGGGUAUUCAUGUGCGGGUAACCCAGCUCAACGAGAUAAUUUAAAGAACGUGAUGGGCGAGGCGAAAUUUACAAAUGAUUGUAAAGCAUCUAACUAUCUUCAAUCGAUGUAUGACUGAAUGCUAUCAAUUUCUUUCAACGUAUGUAUAAAAACCUUUGACAGCAAUAGAUCACAAAAGCAUCUUUGCUUCAUUCACGUGUGCAAAAAGGUCAUAACCGUAAUAUCGUGACGACACUUAGGCUUGUAAUUUAAAUAUAAUUAUAUGCACCGUCCACCAACCAGAUCACAGCUCCCAAAAAUUGUCUCAGUGCAUUGGUCUUCACAUACAGUAGGGUGGCAAUAUUUAUGGCUAUCUUGAAUUUUCAAACUGGACACACCUCAAAAUUUUUUAGCGCCUCGACGGAAGGUGCUCUAUGGAAAACUUGAGCUUAAUCGGACAUGACUAAGGGUCGUGCAAAACGAUCAAAGUUCAAAAUUGUUCACUCGUAAAAAAAAACACCAACUCUUUGAAAUGUUAAAAAUUGAGUUCGUAUUUUUGAUGCCAAAUGAAAAAUUGUUCACGGCAUUCUAAAACAUCUCACAUCAAAAAUGCGAAAUUGAUUUUUGAAAAUUCAUAGUGGCCCUGAUGCUUUGUUUUGCGGAAGCUCCAGAAGGCCACGCUACAUCCCUGUUCACAGUGUCGCAGUGUUACAAAUAUUCGAAUUAAUUAAAUAAAAAUUAGGCAUAUUCAGACGUAUUCCUCUUCACUAUUCAGUGACUUUUGUUAUCGAAAACGUCAAACGAACCAACUAACUUUCAUUCGAUGCAAGCUUUCAUUCGUCUUCGAUUACACGAAGCGACCGCAUCAAAGUAGGCAUCGGCGUAAAGUAAGCGAUGAUAAUCAUUGUUUAUUAUUGUUUAUCAACAUUUGAAAAUAUUUUUCUAGACAUUUGGUGAAAUGAAUAUUGUUGUGCUAUAUUCAGUGAACUUGACAGAUUUGUGAAAGAAUAUUUUGUCUAUUCUUCACGAGUUGCAUCAAGUUCAUUCUCAACCGUCAAAAAAGAGCCUCGAUUAUUCACUACCCUAAAGUUGUCUAGGUUACGCUGUUUUCCUAUUUGAAGCACCUGGUCAUUGUGAAGUUCAGGGCUAAUUGCAUCCGAUCGCUUACUACAGAUUCGUGUUUCCCUCUCACAAUUAGGAUACUGUUGAUAUACAUAUCCAAAAAUCUCGAAACCCAUUGCAGCCAGGUUAUUUGGAAGAUCGUUCAUUACUAAGGUACAGAGCAGAGGUAGUAAUACACCACUCUGGGGACGGUCUCUGUUGGCUAAUCUAGUUGCUUUCGCAUCGCCCAAUGUGGCUGUAAACUCUCGACUUUCAAGCAGUGCAAGAAUCCAGUACCUGGGUCAGGUUUUCCACUCCCCGUUCUUCCCAUGGCCUUUCGAAUCGAUAUUUAGAACGUGUUGACAAGUGCAGCCUCGACGUCAAAUAGCCGUUUCUUUCUAAUCAAGAGAUUUGCCCUUUUGGUAAGAAAACUGGUUUGAGCGAAACGUUGGAUAAGUGUUCCGUUUGAAUAUAGUAAUCCAAUAGUUCUGAUGGAACUAGUAUCGAAUAGGCCUUAGGUAGUAGCAAGUUUUUUUGUCUGUCUUUGGGAGAUAUCUCCGGUAGAAUUAUAUCUACUGAUUACUGAAGAAAUAUUCGAAGAAUAGUAUCAGGACCUGACGAUGUGUAGGGUUCGUAGGCGUUGAUAGUCCAUUUAUUAAGAGAUGGCGUGAAAAUCUGACAGGUCAGCUCUUGCGAUGUCUCAAAAGUCUUGUUAGGACGAACCUAUCAAAAUUUCGUCUCUCGCAAUUGACCCAGAAAAGUGGGUGUUUGUUCGAACAUCUAUUUUCCCCAUUGUCAGUUGUGAAAGAGCCAUCUGUUCCACUUGCCCGAGGCCGUUUCUGCGAUUCUUUGAUUUCUGGAGGCGAACUGCCUCUGGGAAGUUUCCAAUGUUUUCGCAGAGCUCGCGAAUCGAUAGUUUAGUUACCUUCUUCAACCUUGAGUUGUAUUUGGCAAGAGCGAUCCUGUGAUCUGAUAAUUGAACAAGUGCCUAGCUUCCUUCCUAAGUUUUGCCAGACUUGCGUUCCACAGCGGAAGUUCGCGAUGGACAUUCCUCUUCAUUCGAUGGCAGCUGUCCCGGUAAGCGGAUUUGAUUCUCGUCGCUGUAGGUCGUUUGGCGCAUUGUCCAGACCAUCUGGAGAUUGAAUCUUUCCCGCUCGAUUGACUGUUCCAGGUGUGAGUGGAAAGCAUACUACUUUUUUCCCUGUUUCAGUACUGUGGAUUUUUUUGUUUCAAUGUGUCUAUGAUCUGACAGACUAGGUUCGUCAGAAACGUGUCCUCCAUUAUUCCAGUUAUUUGAGCACUACAUGCCGUAAGGUCCAGUACUUCGCACAUAAUUGUGUUAAUAAAUGUAGGUCCAUUUCGCUGGUUGCAUUUUUUUUUGUUAGGGGAAACUUUGCCACUGCGACCACUAUUCAGGUUGUCUUUUGUGACUGUUCCUGUUUGCUCUACAUGUUACAAACUACCCGAAUCCAAUGUAGAUGGAGGCGAGUUAUUUGUUUGUCCACAUGUGUCGUCCCAACCGGGUAGUACAUUGUUAGUGUAGCUAAGGAUCCGUUUGGGACAGGUAUGCCAUACUUCGUGAGGCGUCAUAAGAUGCCUUCCGAAGCAUCGCUCCCUUCGAAGAAAUAGUACUGCACACUGGCAGAGAAUAUGUUCCGAGCUCUCGGGCUCGUAGUUACGGAAUCGACAAAUGUUACCUUGACUUUUGCCAAUUUUUUUCAGAUGAUACUUAGCAGGACAAUGUCCUGUAAAUUUUUGCGGUUUAGAUCCAUUAGUUUUUAGACUCUCGUUGUAUCUGCAUGUAUGAAUUUCUUAGCUUGUCGAGCGCCUUCAACGUUACGCCAGUCGUUUAGUAGUUGGUCUCUUGCCCAAGCCUAGUUCAAUGGCACAGGUAGAUAUACCUAGAAAUGGUUCUGGUCCAACAAACAUGUUUGAUGAACCACGUCUAGCUAAUUCAUCUGCCACAUCGUUACCCUCGAUUUCUUGGUGAACAGGUACACAGAAUAUCAUUACUUUAUUUCGAGUUGCCAGUUGUUGUAAAGAUGUGCUACACUCCCAAACUAGCUUGGAUUCACAUUUCGACGACCUUAAUGCUGCCUUGCUGUCCGAAAGAUUACGAUUUUUGCAUGCCUUGCAGUUUCGUUUCCUACAGACGUCCGAGCAAUUCUUGGUCCGUAGACUCCCGAACCAGUCAGCUCACCCAUGUUAGAACCAUCCGUAUAGAAUGAUAUUGUACCUUGAGGCAGUAUGGGACCCCCUACAUCCUAUAUCUGACGAUCCUGUCGAAGUUCGGUUUAGCCUCCAUUGUAUCAUGAAUUGUAGUCAAGACAGGGUUUAGUUUGAGUUCCUUUAUUAUUUUCAGGUGACUAUUUAAAUCCCCAUCAAAUAGUGGUUUACCCUUUAGUACUAUCAGAGAGCCAAGUAUCGCCUCCCUCAUAACAUGUUUGUGCAAUGAAGGUAGAUGGCUUCCAUAGCUGUAGUGUUGAUUUCAUAGCGCCUGUGAUAGAGAGGCAGGCUAGACUCUGAACUUUAGUUAGUUUAUCUUGGGCGGUCUUUUGCUUAACUUUGGGCUACCAUACAAUGGAAGAAUAAGCUAGUCGUGGUCUGGCGAUGGCCGUGUAGGACCAGUAAGCCAACUGUUGCAUACAUUGACAUCAUAUGACGAAAGGUACUCAAGAAGGUACUCACCUCUAUUAUUUAUAUCCUUGCAAGCUCCUGUUGUUUGAUGAGCAUUGGCUUCUCAUCCUAUGAUGAAGAGAGCUUGCUUAUGCUUCUGCAGAUUCUUAAGAGGGCAUCGAUUUCGGAGGAUGGUGCUGUAUCCGUAUCAUCAGGGAUCACCAUCUCCUGCUUGCACUUAACUGUCGAGCUUUGAAGCCAAUUCUUCGGUUGCUUCAUGUUGCGGACGGUUCGUCACUGUCUGACGCACCAAUGUCCUUCUUCGGCUCAGUAUUUGGAAGCUCUCUUGCAAUAUUUUUCCUAGGUACAGUUCCAGAUCCUUACCUCGCGUAGCAGUUCGCGAGCCGCGUGUGAUACGUGUGGUGUUGUGUCCGCAUUUGGCCACCCACGGGUGCCUUGCCAAACCAUACUUGCUUUCCCAAAAAGUUAGUUCAGCCGGUUAUGCUGGAAGUUUAUCAGUUUUACUGUAGCAUCAUCUACUGCCAGCAGGCGCUACAGUUUUGAGGACUGUGCUUCUUUUCACGACACCCUCGCGUGUCCUGUGCAGAAAUUGUUAUUCUGUAUCUUUAUAAUAGCGGAGAAUGUUUCCAUCUGACCUGUCGAUACUGUCGGAAACAUACCCAAAUCAAUGCGCCUGUUUCAGAGUUCGAGUAGUUUCAACGGACUGCAACUCAAACCUUGGUGUACUAUGGCAACUUCACUGUAGUCUGUACAGUGAGGAUGUACGUAAUGAUGGCUAUUGAGCUUGGCUUGGCCAUUUCGUUGUAGGUUUGCCGCUGUUAAUCAUACCUCUUGAUAUUGAGGCUUAUUACUGCAGUCACUAUUGUUCGGCUGGUGUCUUUCCUAUGGGGGUUUUGGUUAGCCCCAGUGCGUCGGUGGGAUUGUGGCCAUUUCACAGUAGUCACCUGUAGCGUUUCUUCGCAGCUCCGCUUAAUUGUCGAAUUCCAUGUUUCUUGGGCUGGUCCGUUUGGUGUUUUCCUCGUUGCUUUACUAUUCUAUCAGUUGCGGUUGCACGAAUGUGUUAAAUUUCCGUGACCCGUGAUCGAAUGGACCAUUCAAUUUCUAGCAAAUUCAGACACAUCUUUGUUUUUAAAACAAGACGAUACAAAAAUAGGUGAAUUAUUUGCUUCCGUGUCGUACGACAUUCGAUUUCCGGCCGCAUUAAAUAUGCCAUAGUACUCGAUAUCCCUUUUACAACUGGUUUGUGACCUAGAAAAGAAAAAAAAACAUCUUAUGAUAGUGACAAUAGAUAUUUACAUUAUUUCUAUGAACAAGGCCGAAAUGUUAAUGAUGUGGUCUGUGCAAAAAUUGAACCAUUUAUUUGAGUAAAGAUUGAACCAUCAAACGUAAUUUAUAGUACACAUAAUUAAAAAAAUUGAAUACCUCAUAACCUAUUCUUCACCUAUCAUAUUUAGCGUUCUUGCUUACGUUCAUUAAUUUUCUCGAGAAUGGCCAAACAAUUGUUUCGUUGCAGUUUAUAAUUGGAGCACAUAUACAGGGUGUUUGGUUCAUGGUUAAGAAUCUCUCGGGGGGUGAUAAACUGCCAUAUUUGGAGCAAAAAAUUGUUCUACACAUACCAUCAAAUCUUAACCGUUACAGAGUUAUUGAACUUUUUGUGUAAAAAACUUAUUUGUCUUAAAAUACCUCUAAUUUUCUAAGUAUACUUUGUAUUUUAAAUAUUUCAGUUCCAUUCGAAAGGUGAGAAAAUUUCCUAUUGACUGGUGUUCUCAUAUCUUUUAAGUAAUUAGUUUUAAUUACCUUUUAGCUAUAAAGUAGUUAAAAGUUAGUGUUUUUGAGGAGGUUUUUGCUAAUUUUCUCGAAAUAAUGAAGUAUGAUUAUAGCAAUAUCCAUUAUCCAUUAUUUCUAUCUCUUCUCAUUUCUUUGUAAUUUCAUUACUAUACUUUUCCUGUAACCGACUUGCAAGUGCUUAAAAGACUCUUAUCUAAAAAAUAUGCUUUAUAUCGUUAUUUACAAGAUUUCAUUGGAAAGCUGAGAAAAUAUCCUAUCAGUGUAUGUACAAAUAUCUUUUAGUUAAGUGUACUAAAUGAUUUUUUACUAACGAAAUAACUCAAAAUUUGUGUUUUUUGGAGAGUUUUUUAAUUAUUCUAAUUAUUAAUCAACAAAAUUUAUCGUUACUAUUGUUCAUUUGAUGCCCCUUAAUGUUCUCUAUAACUUUUUAUUUGACACUUUGUCUAUAUCUCUUUUCAUUUUGCUGCUAUUUAAUAGUUAACACAGCAUGAGCUCACCACAAAUGUAGUGGGUUCGAAAUCGUUAUUUUUCCAUAUGAAACGAUGUGAUAAAAACGAUUUUGCGUCGAAACCAAAAGAGAUAAUUGAAUGGAGUCAAAGAAAGAACUGUAGAACUUGUUGAGAUGCAUUAUUUCCAUGAUAAUAAUGGUGAUGUUUAUUAUUUACUAUUUUAAGAAAAUAAACGAAAAUGCUAAUAAUAGCACUAACUUUAAACUAAUUUACUUUUAAAAGAAUACUAAAUUCACUUAACUGAAAGGUAUUAAUACAUUUUUCACUGUAAAAUUUUCCUGGCUUUCGAACAAAAAGAAAAAAAGUACAAUAAGUGCCAUAAUUUUUCAAUUAGAGCUGGUACUAGUGAAAAUGAGAUAAAAAUAUCCAAGUUGAAUAACCCAAAAUCAUGAAAAUAAGAAAAGGUAAGUGUAUCAUGUCAAAGAACGAAUUAAGCAGCUCAUCAAGACUAACAAUCUGAAUUAUUAAAAAGAUGAGGUUAACUAUGAGGAUUUUCAAGAAAUGAACGAAAAAUCGUUCAAAAUUGUUUAAUUUUCAAUAAAUUACUUUGAAAAGGCUACUUAAACCCAUUAGCUGAAACAUAUGAGGGCAUCACUCAAUGCGAAAUUUUCUCACCUUUCGAAUGAAACUAAAACAUUUAAAAUACACAGUAUACUUUUAAAGUUAGAGGUAUGUCAAGACAAAUAUUUUUUUUUUACACAAAAAGUUCAAUAACGGUUGAGAUUUGAUGGUAUGUGUAGAACAAUUUUUUUCUCCAAAUAUGGCAGUCUAUCACCCCCCGAGAGAUUCUUAACCAUGAACCAAACACCCUGUAUAUGCCGAUUACUAUUACCUUCGAUUUAGCUCUAGAACGAACCUCGAAUAGAUAUACUAAUUGUCAAAAAUAAAAUUAUAUCUUAGAACGGCAUGCUUCGAUCGGAUCUAUCAAAACACGUUGCCUUUUUAUUCAUUUUUCAAGACUUUUCGACUCAACUCCGACCUCGUUGAAUACGUUACUUUUGAGUUAUUUGAGGUGAACUCAAACAUGGUAAAUUUCACUUAAAUUUACCCUACUAAACGAUUCCCCAAAAUUGGGUCAAAAGAACUCAUUUUAAGAGGUUUUAGUAUGCGCGUAAAAAAUAGACUUUAAGCUGAGAUUAUGUUCAAAUUGGGUCAUUACCUAUUUUUUUUGGGCUUUUGGCAUUAUAAAACAAAAAUGAGAGAAUAUGUAAUUGACUUUCAUCAUUCAAUCAUAACUUGUAGGGAUUACCGCGAAAUUUGACAUUUUUUCAGCAUCCAAUAAAAAGACCUGCCUACUAAGAUUGAUCUUUUUUCUGAUUUGUCGCCACUACAACAACACCGUUCAACGAAAACGUGAAGCAAUUGUUUUUAAAAAUUCAGCACGUGUCUUUACACAAACGUUAUCACCUUCUUCAAACUCCUUCCACGAUUCCCACUUGCACGACCUUUGCUCGGAAACCAGAUGCAGCUGGAAAAGAAAACGGUGAAAAUAACCGUGAAAUUAAACCACACACCGACCGAAAAACGCGCACGCCUUUAGCUCGUCGCUCAAUCGUAUACAGAAAAAAACAGCAGUGAGAAUAACGAAAAAACAAACAAACAACAGUCAUAGAUUCCACCCAUAUAGAAACAGAUAAACCUGAAAACAGAAGGCAAACCUCGAACCGGACAGAAAUAGUUUACGAUUUACAAACUAACGCAUCUUUAUGUCCCAACUUGCGGGCACCGAAAAGAAAACUAAACACAAAAAAAACUAAUCAUUUUAAUUUUCCAUCACCAUCCCACAACAAAACGGGCGGAUCACCGCCCGAAACAGGAUGCAGCCACUUCCAGUUGAGACAAAAACAAACAGUUAGAGCACGCACAUCAAUCACAGUAACCCACAACAAAUGGGACAGGAAAAAACCCAGCUUGCUAUAUGCCGGGUUUUCAACUCACUAGUUUUCCAACUAAUUGCUGCCUUGCAACAGAAAAAAAGCUUACAAACAAAGAGACAAUUUAAACGCAAAAUUUUUGCUGAACAAUUCCUAAACUACACUUUUUAAACAGACCUCUACAAAGAAAAAAAAGCCUGACCAUCACCUUCGUCAUCAGCAUCGGAUUGGUUGAGGUUAAAACUUUUCGUUUUUUAGUUUGAACAAAAACAAAAAUAACAAAACAUUGGGUAAUGAAGCAAUUUAUAGUUGUUUAUUGGAAGAAUCCAGAACCCCCUAGUGCUUUGAUUCACGAUUAGGUGAUACCGAGAUAAACGAGAAUCAUGAGCAAGUCAACUGCGUUGGAUGUACUUUGUAUGGCAAACCAAUAAAGCAAAUCAAAAAAAAAAAAAACAGAUAAGUAAAUCGUAAAAUAAACAAAACAAUACAAGUUAU